CUACUUGAACUGAGAGCUGUGUCUAUGUGCAGCGUACGGGAAUUGUGGGUUUAGCAAUAGCGGCGGGCGUAGGCCGUGGACUGACAGGCAGUGGUGCGGUACCGAGCAGGUUUAGGCACCGGUGAUAGGGCUGUGCACCCUGGUUAGCCCCGUGCACUGCAGUGUUCUGUUUGUCCCCGGGGCAGGAGGACGGGGUCGUGCAUUGGAUCACCCACCAUCGUCCUUCCCGGUGCUUGAGUAUUAGUUACCGAAGCGGCGGGCAAGAUGUCGCACUUAGUGCUGCGGGAUGAGAACCAGGAGAACGUCCAGCCUAGGAAGCAGCUUACCGGCCAGCAUGCCCCGCCAGGCCGCACCGUGCUGGGGGUGCUGCAGGAGAACCGGGGGCAGCGGGCCCAGAGCAGAGGAGGCAAACAGCAGGCACCGAUCCUUGCCGCACAUAAUCCCCUCGGCCUCAACGAUGAGAACUACGGCAGAAUCCCGGCAGGGAAGGCGGCUGGGAAACAGUCUUCCUUUGCCAUUCAUGUUGAUGAACCGGACUGUGCAAACCACAAGAAGCCAGCUGUCCCCAAGAAGCCUGUGCAUGAUGAGCACCUGAAACAGCUGAACUCUGUAGUCAUUUCUCUUGGCCAGCGGCAGCCGCUGGCACCUAUAGCACUGCCAGAGAAUGUCAGCUUUGAUUCCCCAAUGGAUAUGUCAAUUGUGGAUGAAGAGGAAAAGACUGUCAGUAGUAAAGAAGUUCCAGACUACGUGGAAGACAUUCACACUUACCUUAGGGAAAUGGAGAUAAAAUGUAAGCCAAAAUCGGGCUACAUGCAGAAACAACCUGACAUAACGAAUAACAUGCGUGCCAUUCUUGUUGACUGGCUAGUUGAAGUUGGGGAAGAGUACAAGUUGCAGACAGAAACCCUGUACCUGGCUGUAAACUACAUUGACCGAUUCCUGUCUUCAAUGUCUGUUCUGAGAGGAAAGCUUCAACUGGUUGGCACUGCUGCUAUGCUCCUGGCCUCUAAGUUUGAGGAGAUCUACCCACCAGAAGUGGCAGAAUUUGUAUACAUAACUGAUGACACUUACAACAAGAAACAAGUCCUCAAAAUGGAACAUCUGGUGCUAAAAGUUCUGUCUUUUGACCUUGCUGCUCCAACCAUCCUCCAAUACCUCAAUCAGUACUUCAGGCACCACCCAGUGUCUUCAAAGAUGGAAAGCUUGUGCUUGUAUUUGGGAGAGCUCAGUCUAAUUGAUUCGGACCCCUUCCUUAGAUAUCUACCCUCAAUCACUGCUGCAUCAGCUUUUAUCAUCGCCAACCAUAUAAUUAAUGAGGAGACCUGGCCACAGUCAUUGACCAAAUUCACAGGAUACACAUUGGAAAGUCUUAAACCUUGUAUACUGGAUCUCUAUCAAACCUACCUCUCUGCGGCAUCCCAUCAACAACAGGCUGUCCGUGAGAAAUACAAGAGCGCAAAGUAUCAUGCUGUAUCUACUAUUGAACCUCCAGAGUCAUUGUCUAUAUUCUCAUAACCUUACCAGACGGACUUUUAAUGUAUAUUUACAAAGCACAUGAUGUACAGUUUUUCUAUCCUUUUUGUAUUGCUACUGGGUAUCCAUACUGAUCUCUAUGGCAGAAUUAUGAUACAGAGUUUUAGAUUUUUAUUGGUUUUAAGUUUUUGUAAAUUUAUGUAC
Bufo gargarizans (Asiatic toad) is the source of this 1677-nucleotide messenger RNA. RefSeq names its product cyclin A2 (gene CCNA2). The coding region runs from base 265 to 1515 and encodes 416 amino acids. The transcript has 8 exons. Gene Ontology annotation, biological process: mitotic cell cycle phase transition; regulation of cyclin-dependent protein serine/threonine kinase activity. NCBI's taxonomy places the organism in Eukaryota, Metazoa, Chordata, Amphibia, Anura, Bufonidae. The record is from RefSeq and is a predicted model, not a curated record. Gene Ontology annotation, molecular function: cyclin-dependent protein serine/threonine kinase regulator activity. Gene Ontology annotation, cellular component: cytoplasm; nucleus; cyclin A2-CDK2 complex.